Messenger RNA from Bufo bufo (common toad), 1946 nucleotides. RefSeq names its product oocyte zinc finger protein XlCOF22-like. Gene Ontology annotation, molecular function: DNA-binding transcription factor activity, RNA polymerase II-specific; RNA polymerase II cis-regulatory region sequence-specific DNA binding. Gene Ontology annotation, biological process: regulation of transcription by RNA polymerase II; central nervous system development. The record is from RefSeq and is a predicted model, not a curated record. NCBI's taxonomy places the organism in Eukaryota, Metazoa, Chordata, Amphibia, Anura, Bufonidae. Gene Ontology annotation, cellular component: nucleus. The transcript is spliced from 7 exons. Bases 156 to 1760 code for a protein of 534 amino acids.
GACUCCUGUACAUGGUGGUAGAAAUGACAGCCCAGGAGGCUCCAUAGUGAGGGGUUGUCAGAGGAGGACACGCCUGCCCCCAGGUUCUUACAAUAUAGGAUCCUCUCAGUGGAGAUCUUCUAUAUAAGAUCCUUCUUCUGAUUGACCUCGCAAGAAUGGAUAGGGACAGGGACAAGAAUGCGGAGAGUAUAAUAAAUCUCACCCUAGAGAUCCUCUUCCGGCUUACUGGAGAGGACUACACAGUAGUGAAAAAGACCUGUAGUGAGCGCUGUCAGGACCCUGUGUCUGAAGGAUGGGGAAGAACCCUUAGCCCAAUCAUGGAGCUUCCACCUCACCCCCUGAUACAUGAGGAAAUCAAUAGAGAGAAGAUCCUAGAACUCACCAACAAGAUGAUUGAGCUGCUGACUGGAGAGGUUCCUAUAAGGUGUCAGGAUGUCACAGUCUAUUUCUCCAUGGAGGAGUGGGAGUAUUUAGAAGAACACAAAGAUCAGUACAAGGACUUCAUGAUGGAGGAUCACCGGCCCCUCACAUCACCAGUAAAGAAGAAGAGAAGAACAUCGGAGAGAUGUCCCAGUCCUCUUCUUCCACAAGAUGGUUCAGAAGAGCAUCACAAUGUGCCACAGGAUGAUCAGCUUGUGAAUCCAGGUGAAGAUCUGAAUAUUAUAUAUGUUACAGAGACAUAUGUGAAGGGUGAUGAGCAGAGUACAGAGGACAAUCCUGCAGAUAACCGCCCAGAUGACUGUACCAGGAACUUAGAGAAACAUCUGGUAUCUUCAGAUUUUGAAGUAGAUGAUCAUGGUAUCAUACAAGAUAUAUAUGAAGAGCAUGCCAAUAUCCAAGAUAUAUCUUCAUCCAAUCACAGCAAAAAUGUAUUAUUUGAUCCUUUUAAACAGGUCCGAUCUUCUGAUUCAUCAGAGACUGUAACACAAAAUAAAAGUCACAGAAAAGGUGGUAAACAUCCAACAGCUCACGUAAGAGAGAAGACAUUUUCAUGUUUAGAAUGUGGAAGAUUUUUUAGAUAUAAAUCAGAAUUAGUGAGACAUCAGAGAAUUCAUACAGGGGAGAAGCCUUUUUUAUGUUCAGAAUGUGGGAAAUGUUUUAGCCAGAAAUCAGAACUUGCCAUACAUCAAAGAUUUCACACAGGGGAGAAGCCAUAUUCAUGUUCAGAAUGUGGGAAAUGUUUUCAGACAAAAUCAGCUCUUGUUAUACAUCAGAGAAUUCACACAGGGGAGAAGCCAUAUUCAUGUUCAGAAUGUGCGAAAUGUUUUCACUGUAAUUCAUCUCUUCUUAAACAUCAGAGAAUUCACACAGGGGAGAGGCCAUUUUCAUGUUCAGAAUGUGGAAAAAGUUUUCACAAGAAAAUUGCUCUUGUUGUACAUCAGAGAAUUCACACAGGAGAGAAGCCAUAUCCAUGUUCAGAAUGCAGUGAAUGUUUUAAGCAUAAAUCAGCUCUUAUUAUACAUCAGAGAGUUCACACAGGGGAAAAGCCAUUUUCAUGUUCAGAAUGUGGGAAAUGUUUUAACAAUAAUUCAGCUCUUGUUGUACAUCAGAGAACUCACACAGGAGAAAAGCCAUUUUCAUGUUCAGAAUGUGGAAAAUGUUUCAAGCAGAAAUCAGCUCUUGUUACACAUCAAAAAACUCACAGAGAAGAGAGGCCAUUUUCAUGUACAGAAUGUAGGAAAUGUUUUAAGCAGAAAUCAACUCUCGUUUCACAUCAGAAAACUCACAGAGAGAAGCCAUCUCCAUGCUUAGCCCUUUAGUGACCGACCUUAUGUGUUUUUAUGGUAGUCAGUGUCACUAACUGGCUUUAUUCCGUCAGAUACUCCUUUUUACAGGGAGAUAAAACAGAACCUUGCUUUGAGUUACCAGAUGUGUCUGAGGGCUAAGAGUGAUGAUUGGGACCACUGUGAGAUCUCCCCAAACACGUAUUGUCUCCUGUAUUGAAU